AUGCCACAGAGGUCUUCCCAGCAUCCGAAUCGUGUCCGCCACCACUCCACUAGAUCACCGACCACCGACCACCGUGGUAGUUCUAAAAAAAGGCGACCACCGUGGUCCUGCCCGCCCACAGCGCACACCGUACUGCGCCGCCUAGGCCGAUACCAGAAGCCAUCUCCUGCUCCCCACGGCUCCACUCCGGCGAGAAAUGCGGCGCCCUUCGGUUCAAGAUGGGCUGACGCGGCAACUCGGAUCGGUGGAGUCGACUCGGCAGUAAGACUGACCCUAGAAAUGCUGGAGAAGAAAGAGCGUUUGCUUCAGAAAAAGUCUUCCGCGGAAAUAGAAAAGGCUAAGGACUAUACAAAGGCAAAGAAUAAGAAUGCUGCGAUUCAGUGUUUAAAGAAAAAGAAGUUGUAUGAAACACAGAUUGAGCAGCUAUCAAAUUUUCAGUUGCGAGUUCAUGAUCAGAUUAUAAUGCUUGAAAAUGCAAAGGCAACAACUGACACUGUUGAUGCUUUGCGCUCUGGGUCAUCUGCUGUCAAAGCUAUUCAACAGUCCCUGAGUAUCGAUGACAUUGAGAAUGCAAUCGAAGAGGCGAAUGAACAUACAGAAAAUAUGAAACAGAUACAGGACGCACUUGCUACACCAUUCGGUGCUUCGGCUGAAUUCGACGAGGACGAGUUAGAGGCGGAACUGGAAGACCUCGAGGAGGAAGAACUGGACCUGGAGCUGCCUGAACCGCCUCGGGGGACACGCGUGGCGCCAUCAGCGUUGGCGGCGAGUUCUUCUCGACUGGCGGCCAGCGAUUUCGCUGAACUGACCAAACUUCAGGCAGAGAUGGCGAUUUAG
Molecule: messenger RNA, 837 nt
Organism: Triticum turgidum subsp. durum (durum wheat)
Lineage: Eukaryota; Viridiplantae; Streptophyta; Magnoliopsida; Poales; Poaceae
Source: the annotation of a GenBank genome assembly